Molecule: messenger RNA, 2101 nt
Organism: Rosa rugosa (rugosa rose)
Lineage: Eukaryota; Viridiplantae; Streptophyta; Magnoliopsida; Rosales; Rosaceae
Exons: 19
Coding region: 163-1716 (517 amino acids)
Biological process (GO): translational termination; translation; nuclear-transcribed mRNA catabolic process, deadenylation-dependent decay
Cellular component (GO): translation release factor complex
Molecular function (GO): GTP binding; translation release factor activity; GTPase activity
Source: RefSeq, a predicted model, not a curated record
UCCAAGCCGAAAGCAUGACACCACAUACAAAUUCCGCACCACCGUCUGUAAGCUCACAGUAGAUUCCAGAACACCAGUGUUCACUCCAUUCGCUCCGCUUUAUUCUCUUCCUCAUCAAAACCCUAGCUCCUCCGAUACACAAUCUCCCUGAAACGCUUAGCCAUGGAUAUUGAAGAGGAAAUCCGGUCGCUGCAGCUGGAUUCAGCAGAAGAUAAUGGGGAUGUAAAUCUGGAAGCUGGAAAUCUGGAUGUCGAGAAUUCUGAUGAUAAGAUGGAGGAAGUUGAUGAUAAGAUGGAGGAAGGUGAUGAUAAUAUGGAGGAAGGUUCCAGGGAUGCCAUUGAGCCAGUGCAAAAAGUGAAGGAGAAGAUAGACGAACAUGACGAGGUGGAAGUGAAUAAGAAGAGGCACUUGAAUGUUGUUUUUAUUGGCCAUGUGGAUGCUGGAAAGUCAACAACAGGAGGUCAAAUCCUUUUCCUUAGUGGUCAGGUUGAUGAUCGUACAAUUCAAAAAUAUGAAAAAGAAGCGAAAGACAAAAGUAGGGAGAGCUGGUAUAUGGCAUUUAUCAUGGAUACCAAUGAAGAAGAGAGGGCUAAGGGUAAAACUAUUGAAGUUGGACGAGCACAUUUUGAAACUGAGACAACUCGAUUUACGAUCUUGGAUGCACCAGGUCACAAAAGUUAUGUACCAAAUAUGAUCAGUGGUGCAUCUCAGGCUGAUAUAGGAGUACUGGUAAUAUCUGCCCGGAAAGGAGAAUUUGAAACAGGGUAUGAAAGAGGUGGACAGACCCGUGAACAUGUUCAGCUUGCAAAAACUUUGGGAGUGUCUAAACUGCUUGUUGUUGUGAAUAAAAUGGAUGAUCUUACUGUGAACUGGUCAAAAGAAAGGUAUGAUGAAAUUGAGUCGAAGAUGGUACCAUUCCUUAAGACAUCAGGCUACAACGUGAAGAAAGAUGUGCAGUUCAUACCAAUAUCUGGUCUUCUUGGUACAAACAUGAAAACUAGGUUGAGUAAAGAAACUUGUUCAUGGUGGGAUGGCCCCUGCCUUUUUGAAGCCCUUGAUUCUAUUGAAGUUCCUCUACGAGACCCUAAAGGUCCAUUCAGGUUGCCCAUCAUAGAUAAAUUCAAGGAUAUGGGAACUACUGUUAUGGGGAAAGUGGAAUCUGGUUCAGUGCGUGAAGGGGAUUCACUGAUUAUCAUGCCAAAUAAGGCUCAAGUGAAAGUUAUUGCUAUAUUCAUUGAUGAAGAUAGGGUCAAAUAUGCUGGACCUGGUGAAAAUCUUCGAGUUAGGUUAUCAGGUAUCGACGACGAGGACAUACUGUCAGGUUUUGUCUUGUCAAGUGUGGCGAAUCCAAUACCUGCUGUUACCGAGUUUUAUGCGCAGUUGCAGAUCCUUGAGUUGCUGGAAAAUGCAAUCUUUACACCUGGAUACAAAGCUAUCCUGCAUAUUCACUCUGUUGUUGAGGAAUGUGAGAUCGUUGAUCUGCUAGAGGAAAUUGAUAUGAAGACUAAGAAACCUAAGAAGAAGAAGCCUCUUUUUGUGAAGAAUGGUGCUGUUAUUAAAUGCCGGAUUCAGGUGACCAACUUGAUAUGCAUGGAGAAGUUCUCCGAUUUUCCCCAACUUGGAAGGUUUACUCUUCGUACUGAAGGUAAAACUAUUGCUGUGGGAAAAGUAAUCGAUGCUCCAUCCAAGAAAAGUAAACGAUCUUCGACAAACUAAGCUCUUAAACAAUUUUUGUCUGAAGGCAAAGCUGGGUGAGUAGGAGAGUGGCAGCACGAUGUGUUCCAAAUCAGUACCUACUGCUCAAGAUGUAUUGAUUCUAAUAGUACGUUACAUAGUUUUUAGAUUUGAUCAGUCAUAUACUGUUGCUGGUGCCCAUGUAUUCUGGACGGUGCUUUUGCUGGGUAGGGCAGCAUUUUUCCAUUUAUGGGUGUAAAUUAGUCAUGAUUUGAUUCACCCAGUGCUGCCUUUUUACUUGAUUAAACUUCAGAUUGACAGUUGUUAAUCAGUCUAUUCGAUCCAUGUUUGUUAUAAUUUGGUUUAUUUUUGUACCAUACCUCCCUACGAUGAGUGGAAGCGUGUUAGUUUGGCAAUGUUUUGCUUA